This is a messenger RNA of Tinamus guttatus (white-throated tinamou), 2581 nucleotides long. NCBI's taxonomy places the organism in Eukaryota, Metazoa, Chordata, Aves, Tinamiformes, Tinamidae. The record is from RefSeq and is a predicted model, not a curated record.
GACAUUGAUCCUAUGACGCAUGCCCGGAAGAAGCAGCUUUUCCUUCUGAAACGUCCAGCUAGGUCUGCUGGCCAAGCUCCGUCGCCAACGGGCCGCACGAGGAUGGAUAGGACAGAAGCCGAGGGCGGCGAGCAGAGAGAUGGGGAGAGUGCCGAGGCUCCGAGCUGUCCGAGGGCGCUCGUGGGCAUGAGCAAAGGCAAGAAUUUGCAGGAGGUGCGAAAGACGUACCCGCUGCGGAGGCGGCUGCUCCCAGCUGUGAGCAAAAAAACCUGCAAAGUGCUCCUCACCAGGCUGGAGGAUGUCGCUGGGUCGCUGUCCAAGGAGGGCCAGAGCUGUAGGAAAAAGGAUCUUCCCAGCUGGAUGGAGGGUUUUGGACCUGCCUUCUUCUCUGAACAAGUUCAGGCCACGGCAGCGGGCAAGAGCGAUUCCGCUGGGGAAAAGCGCACGGCGGCAUAUGCGGGCGCAGAGCAAGAGCUGGAUGCUGCCCCUGCAGAGCCCCGGAAGCGAAGGCUGGCCUCGCUCAAUGCCGAGGCCGUGAACAAUCUGCUCUUCGAGCGGGACGAUGGCUUGUUAUCCGGCAGGCGCUUCCGGAGGGACGCCGUCAAAGCCAGCGGAGACUGUACGGUUAAGAGCUUGCAUUGCAAAGCUGCUGACAACUGGCCCGUGGCAGAGAGGAGCGCUGCGAAGGCAGGAAAAGGAAAGAACCGGAAUGAGCCCCGGCAGAAAUGCGGUAGCUACGACCACGCGCUGGAUGAGGUCUUCGAUGGGACGAAGAAAGAGGACGGUGCCAUCUCCUACCAUCCCACCCCAAAGAGACUGGCCAGCCUGAACGCUGUGGCCUUCCUGAAGCUCACCCAUGAGAAAGAGCAGCCUCUGAAGCAGAGGAACAAAUCGGAUGGCGAGGGCAAGUCCGAGAACCACUGCUCGAAAUCGACGCUCAAGUGGGCCAAAGCCAACAGGAAGAAUUGUGUCAAACCCAAAAAGGAAAUGUCUAGCCUGAAAAUGGAAGGCCAGCAUGGCUGGCGGGGCCUUGCGCUAGGUACUUUUGGGAAAGCCGACAGGCGGGACUCCUCUAGGCUCUACGGGACGACGGAACCUGUCCAGUACGAAUCGCUGUCCAGCUCCUUCGCGAGCACGGAAGGUUUCUACCACAGACUGCCUUUGCUUAUGGGUGGCCAAGCUUCCAUGAAGCCGGAGUACGGAAGACCUGGAGAGAAGUCCCCGACUCCCAAACAGGAGUUUCAUCAACCUUCCUUCCCAGUGCAGCAGUUCCCUCCCUUGCCCGUGCCGGGGAAUCACGCGGAUUGUGGAUGUCUCUAUGAAUCCUCGGAUCUGACCCCGUUGAACGGGUUUUACGUUUAUUAUGGCCAAAGUGGAUACAGUGGCUACUCUCACUGCUCGGUUUACCCCAAGGACGAGCUUUCGCAGCCGGCUGCCUGUGAGGGGCUCUUGGUGUCUCCUGGUUCCUUGCCAUCAGGGGCUCAUUUCCAGCCGCUUCACUGGUGUAGCUCUCCGUACUGUUGUGCAGAAGGACCGGCUCUUAGCAGUUACAGUGUCUGUGGAGUGGUGCACGUGCCGGAGGGCAGGAUUAGCAGCGUGCACGCGGGCCGGAACAGCUACCCCUACAAAAUGCCUUUUGCAGCAGAAGGCUGCAAGUCUCUGGACCAGCUGAACCUCACGAUCCCCGUGGCAGGGCACCCCGCGUCGCCUGCCCACCCGCUCUCAGGAUGCCCCGUGCCCAGCGUGCCGCCGGCUGCGGAACCGGUUCCUCACCUGCAGACGCCCAACUCUGACCCCCAGACUAUGGCCCGAGAAUGUCCGCAGAGCUCCAAGCCCCCCAGCGGCUCCAAAUCCGGCCUCCGGAAUACCCCGGGCUGCCUCCACGCCUCGGACAGCAAAGCGGCCGGAGGCCAUUCCCACCCGAAGCAGCAGCGCAUUAGCCGGCGGAGAGCCACCAAUGGCUGGAUGCCUGUGGGCACGGCCUGUGAGAAGGCCGUCUACGUUGUGAAUGAGCCCGAGCCAGCCGUUCGCAAGAGCUAUCAGGCUGUGGAAAGAGAUGGGGAGAUUAUCCGAGUACGAGAUACAGUCCUCCUGAAAUCAGGACCCCGGAAGAAAUCUAUGCCAUAUGUUGCAAAGAUAUCGGCGUUGUGGGAAGACCCCAAAACAGGGGAGCUGAUGAUGAGCCUCCUGUGGUAUUACAGACCGGAGCACACUCAGGGAGGCCGCAACCCCAGUAUGCACCAGAAUGAGAUCUUUGCGUCCCGGCAUCAGGAUGAGAACAGUGUUGCCUGCAUAGAAGAGAAGUGCUAUGUGCUGACCUUUGCAGAGUACUGCAGAUUUUGUGCCUUGGCAAAGCGUCGCGUCGAAGGGAUCCCAGGCAGGAAAACCAUUAUGGUUCCUCCCUCGGAGGAGUACUCCACACCUCUGCACCGCAAGGUGCCCGAGGACACUGACCCCGAGCUGGUUUUCCUCUGCCGUCACGUCUACGACUUCAGACACGGGCGCAUCUUGAAGAACCCACAGUAGCACAAGCCUUGGGUGGCACCACAGAGAGGACGUGUGGCACCGGAGAGCCGAUGGC